UGUGUGUCUGUAGGUUGUCUGGCUGUAUGGUGACAGAGGAAGGCUGUGGUUAUUUGUCUUCAGCUCUGAGUUCAAACCCCUCACACCUGAGAGAGCUGGAUCUGAGCUACAAUCACCCAGGACAAUCAGGAGUCCAGCUGCUCAAACACAAACUGCAGGAUCCAAACUAUAAACUGCAGAUACUCAAUGUGGAUCAUGGAGGAGAGAAGAUGAUGAGAGCAGGACUACGAAAGUAUGCCUGUGAUCUCACACUGGAUCCAAACACAGCACACACUCGACUCGUUCUGUCAGAUGAGAACAAGAAGAUCACACGUGUGGAAGAUCGUCAGCUGUUUCCUGAUCAUCCAGAGAGAUUUGAUCGUGUUCAUCAGGUUCUGAGUGUUGAGAGUCUGACUGGACGCUGUUACUGGGAGACUGAAUGGAGCGGACGUGCUGCUAUAUCAGUGUCAUAUAAAGGAAUCAACAAGAAAGGAGGACAGAUUGACUGUUGGUAUGGAUCCAAUGACAAAUCCUGGAGUCUGUACUGCUCUGAUAACAGAUUCUCUUUCUGGCACAAUAAUAAUGAAACUGUUAUUCCUGCUGUCUGUUCAUCCUGUAAGAGAGUAGGAGUGUAUGUGGACGUGUCUGACGGCUCUCUGUCCUUCUACAGCGUCUCUGACACACUCACACACUUACACACACACACACUCACACACUUACACACGCACAACACCACAUUCACUGAUCCCCUCUACGCUGGAUUUGGGGUUAAUUAUUAUUCCUCAGUGUCUCUGUGUGACAUUAAAGAGCCUCCUGUGAGAAUCAUCAGUGAUGCACAAGCUGCCAGAUCUUCUGUGCUCAGAUAUCAGCCUCUGCUGAAGUGUCAGUCUUGUGUUCAUAUCUCUGAUCCUGAUCAGUGGGAUCAGAUUGAGCCGUCGCUCUGCACAGAUGAAGGAGUGUCAAAGUUCAGGGUCAGCACUGGACCGGGCCGUUACGAGUGUGUCAGGACCAGGAUGAGAUGGGUCUGUGAUGGUGACGUCACUCUUCAGUAUCACACCGUAGAUGGACGGUUCCUCAACACAGAGCUAGAGAGACUGCAGUGCAACCGAAUCGCUCCAGUGAUGGACGUGACAGUGAUCUCAGGGAAACUGGAGGAAGUUCAUCUGCCACAUUACAUCUGUUUAGGAGAGUCUGGAGAUGCCCUCAGAGAUGCUGUGAACGUCCUCAGUGUAAAAGAUGAGGGAAUAACCACAGAACCUGUGGAGCUGACACGAUUCCAUGCUAAGAUUGUCCAACCAUCCUUCUCUCUUAAAACAUUAAUUAUAAGAUGGAUACUGCGAUGGGACGAACACUGCAAUCUUCUUCUCUACAUGCAUUCUAAAGAUCCUCUCACUCUACAUGUCUACUUUUUUCCAGCUGAUUAUCGUGCAAAAGAAGAAGUUGAGAAGAUUGAAAAAUCGAGUUAUCUGAUCUCGCAUCCCAGACCUGACAGAGCGUUUCGGAUGAAAACUCCACACAGUCUCGAUGUUCCUGGUGCCUCUGUCCAUCCCAGAGAAGGGAUCACAUUCAGAAGACAAACUGACCCAAACUUCUUCAAGAUCAUGAUCAAGACACGUCUGGAGAACAAUCUUCAAAUGAGUCUUACCAGAGAAGAGGACAAGAAGAUUGUCUGGACUGCAACACUUGAGAAAGAGGAGUUUGAUCAGAAUCAUCCAAAGAGAGACAAGACCCAGAUAGAUGAGACACGUUCACAAAGAGACGAGACACAGAGAGAUGAGACACGUCCACAGAGAGAGGAGACGUAUCCACAGAGAGAUGAGACACGCCUGAAAAGUGAGGCAGAUAAAGCAAGAUAUUUUGAUGACCACUGGUCAGUUCUCAUUCAGAGAGUUACAAAUGUCCAGAUCAUUGCAGAUAAACUGCGUCAGCAGCAACUCAUUCAUGAGGAACAAUAUUCAGAAAUCAUACAGAGUUUAACCCGUCAGGACGGCAUGAGAAAGAUCUGUGAGAUCAUUCGUAAACACGGUGAUGCUGUGAAAGCUAAACUCAUCUCAGUUCUUCAGGAAGAAAAGCUUUUCCACUUUUAACAUCGGUCUGAUUCUACAUUUAGAGCUCAAGGAGCAGAACAGCAACCUCAGACCGAAGUCUUGUCCUCUAGAUGAUAGCAGAAGAAAUGGCUUAUACUUGAUCAGCAAUGAUGUCUUCAAAAUAUUAAGUGAUAUGUAGUCCUAUCAUAUACUUAAUCUCCAAUCUUGAUGAUUUAUGACCCUGAUUUACGGCCUGAUUUAUGUACAUAUAGUAAGCAUUGUCUGACAGGUCAUAUGUCAAAAGUGUACAUGAUCAGUUUGUAUUGAUUUAUGGCUAUAUGGCCUGUCUAUAAAAGUGCUUGCCAUGUCACUGGGUCCUGUCACCCUUGAUUGACAUGACAGAGGUGUGUGUAAAUCAAAAGGUCAAACAGAUCUCAGAUUUGACUUGUGUUGCAUUUAUUACUGGAUAUAUGAUGGUUGUAUCUGUAACCAGAGCUGUGGGGGUUUCUGAGGAAUUCCUGACCUGUUGUUCACACCUAAAGACCGUGCCUACAUCCUGAAACUAUGUUUUAAAUAGGGGUUAAGGAAAUAGUAAUUUAAACAGAGAAGACAUUCUGAACAAUCCUGUUACAAUGGCUGCCGCUGCUCCAAAAACUCCUAAAACCACUAGAAGAGUGAUGCAUAUUUCACCAACAAGAGGGCCUGUUGAAAUGAGAAAGGAACUGACUUUUGCACCAAAGAAAACACAAAGCGUUAGUUUGACAAAGUUUUUUCAUGAAGAGAUUAAUAUGACGACUCGUGAUUUCUCAAUGUCCGGUGAUCGUGUCGGAAGAUAUGUGUUUGACAAAGUGUUCCGUACCGUGAAGAUCUAUGCUAUGGACAUUGAAGACAAUUUUACAACGCAGGAGCCCUGUCUGAUUUUCCCUGACAAAGACUGGUGGUUAUUCUAAAACUACAUCUGGAGAGAUUUGAAUGACUGUGGUGACGAUCCGUUGUACAUUGCAGAAUGGGAUGGCAUAGUUCCUGACACAAGAUUUCGAGUGACACAAGAAUUCUGCUGCAAUGACAAGACAAAGAUCCGUGAGCAUGUGUGGCCUAUACCUGAAGCUAAGCACUACAUGCACUAUGACAUGAAGUUUUUCUUUAAGUGGAAAGAUGUUCAUUGAUGAUGUUUUUACAUCUAUUGAUAAGAUUUUUAGAUGGUGUGAUAUGUAUGAUCGUUACAGCUCUGUAAAGAUGACAUUGUUCCACCCUGAACAGGGCGUUCCCAAGACAACUGACCACCUCUUACCUCCACCCACAUAUUACAGCCAUUAAAAAAGUCUGCAGAUCGGUACACUCGCUAGAUUAACGUCAGCCUCCUGCUACAGCAACACCCCCAAAACCCUGCCUGCAAUGCCUGAUGACAACGCUACGAUUCUGGAAAGAGAGGAUCCAGUGUGGCUUGUCUCAAAAAAUUUGAUUGAUGAAGGCCAUAAAAGCCAUCUGUUCUGGACAACUGUUUGUACACCCCCUCCCCUCCCUGUACACCCCAGUGACCUAGAUAUGAACUUAUGAACCUAAGAAGGAAUUUUGGUGAGGGUGAGGAAAAUGUGUUGGGAUCUAUGUGUUUUUUUUUUUUUUUUUUUAACUCUGGAAAGGGUCAAAUCGUGAAAGUGGUAUAAGGGUUUUUAUUAAGGUUUUAAGUACACAGUGCAUUUCAAGAAAAAGGUUAUAAACACAUGAAAUGGAAACAAUGUAAUCGUUUUCGUAGUUGGAAAAGUGUAAAAAAGUUGUUAAAGUUGUAACAAAUGAAAUAAAAAGAAAACUAGGUUACUGGUUAUUUAUCUAAAACAACCAAACAAGUCAAAAACUAUCAGAUAUGUUUUCGUUAAGCAACACGUGAAAAAGAUUUGAGAGCUUGUAGUAUUGCAGUUGAAAAAGGUGUAAAAACGUUGCUAAAGUUGUUACAAAUUAAAUAAAAAGAAAACUAGGUCCCUGGAUAUUUAUGUAAAACGACUAAAGUCAAAAACUAUCAGAAAAAGGAUAUAAACACAGACGAGACGGAAACAUUGUAAUGGUCAUUUUGUUUUUCGUGCAUGGAAGUGUAAAAACGGUGUUAAAGUUGUUACAAAUUAAAUAAAAAGAAAACUAGGUUACUGGUUAUUUAUCUAAAACAACUAAACAAGUCAAAAACUAACAGAUACGUAUCGUUAAGCAAAACGUGAAAAAGAUGUGAGAGCUUGUAAAAUUUUAAAAAUCUGUUUUGUUACCAGUUAGAAAACUAGGUAACAGAGUUUUAGCAUUUGUACCUUACCUCUUACUAAAAAAAGAAGCGAAUGUAAAGCAGGAAUACAAACCAGAAAAGUUGGUGUUUGUCACGUCGGGGUGAAAAAUUUAAACAAAAGAAAAAAGAUGAUAGGCAUUUACGCUGAUCUAAAAUAAAAUCAAGAUACUUGUCAAAUCUAUGCAGUACUUUACCACUAACUACAAUUUAAAAAAUCUAGACUGUUACUGACAGAGAGUUAAAUGAAAGAAAAUAAAAAUAUCUCCCAGCAGAAUUUGCAAAGCCUUCUGCAAAAAACCUCACAGCACAGCCGACACACUCAGAAUGCUUAUGUCCGCUCCCACUCAAACCACUCCUUCUAACUCUUUCACGCAAAGCUUUAGGUGCAUUUACCGCCACCUAAAGGACAGGAGUGUGGAGCAUUGACCUUAAUGAAAACUAACUCAAACAUAAGAGAUAAAAGAAAUACAAAAAUAAAAUGAAUGAUAAUAAUAAACUUAGUAGUGAUUCAUUAAAUCCUAUUUAUUAACUCUUUGAGAUACAUAAUCAUUGAAACAUUUCUAUAGUCACAUCUUUAUUUAACAUUUUCUAAAAUGAGAUCUGAUUUAUUUCUAUAAUAAGUGCUUGUGUAAGUUGUAAUCUUUCAUUGUCAUAUCUUUUGCAUUUUAUUAAAAUAGGUUCAACUGAUUCAGGAAGAUCACAUUUAACACAAAGUCCAGACACAUGUUUUUCCUCUUAUAAAUAAUGACUGAUUAAGUGCAAUGGGUCCAAUUCUAUGGCGAGAUAUUCCUUUAUAUCCCCAAAAUUCUCCUUUAAUUUCCAACUGUUCUUUGAAUAUUAUAUAAAUGUCGUCCUUUAUUCUCACCAUACCAUUUAAUUUGUUCAUUUGUUGGUGUUGUAAAUGGUGUACUGCAGGUCAGCUAAAGUAAAAAAGUGUGUAUUCACUGAUCAAAGGGUGACAAUUUAAACUUGUGAUCACGAGGUUAGCUGAAAGUUCAUUUACUGGUGAAAUCUUUUACCAAGUCAGACCAUAGAAAAAUGUUGUUUAACAAAAUAUUGUUAACCUCAACAUAGACGUACUGAGAACACAAACAAGUACACAAACACAACCAUACAAUCAUAAACACACACACACACACACACAAAUGUAAACAUACAGAAAACAUGAACAUGUAACCAAACAAAUACAAAUAUACACUCAAACAAGUAC
Molecule: messenger RNA, 5482 nt
Organism: Carassius auratus (goldfish)
Lineage: Eukaryota; Metazoa; Chordata; Actinopteri; Cypriniformes; Cyprinidae
Exons: 4
Coding region: 27-2066 (679 amino acids)
Biological process (GO): regulation of apoptotic process
Molecular function (GO): protein binding
Source: RefSeq, a predicted model, not a curated record